GUGAGAUCGAGGUGGGAAGUUGGUUUGUCCGCAACGUCAGUGCGUAAGCAACGGGGAAACCCUAACGCGGUAGUGAGCAGAGAAUAAAUAUGGUGAUGUGAUGCUUGGGUCGUCACUACUGUCUGAGAUGCAAGCGCCUGAAAAGAUUAUGGGCUGCGAACAUCCAAACUCCGAGGGGUUCUGCUACUUACUGGCGAAGGAUUAUUUCCGCUUUGUGCUAGACGGCUCGGAGUCGCAGCCGGCGGCCAACAGAGCGGCUGAAACUCUGCGCCGCUCCGGCUCCUCAUUGCUCGCAGACGGCCAGGAAUUACAGCUCUGCGUCGACAAAUUAAACCUGGGGUCCGCGGAAGAGACGAAGCGAGUGCUCCCCGACUUAAUGAGAGAGAUCUACUCGGACGGGGUUGAUAACUGGGGCAGGAUUGUAACUUUGUACACUUUCUGUGCGGCCCUGAUCAGGCACUUGAUAGAGAAGGGCGUUCCGGAGCGAGAGUUGAUAGAAGAGGUAGCUCAGUGUGUCGCCCAAUACACUUGGACUCACAAAGCUGCGUGGAUCAAGGAGAAUGGAGGCUGGGAGAAAGGAUUUGUGGACCACUUCCAGCAGAAAAAGAAUCCGCAUUUAUAUGCCAAGAUAGCUGCUUUCACGGGGAUUGUUGCUGCCUUUUCCUUUGUGAUCUACCAGCAUUGAAAACGUGGGAGUGAAUUCCACACAUCAGAAACCUAAGCAGCAGGUGACCAUUAUCCUUGAACUGACAACCUGCACAGGACUUGGUCUAAUUAACUUUUGUGAAGUUUGUUGAAUCUGAGCAAAGAUGAAGAAUUUAUGUGAAAUAAAAUUAAACUUAUUUUAUGGCAA
This is a messenger RNA of Amblyraja radiata (thorny skate), 853 nucleotides long. RefSeq names its product bcl-2-related protein A1. The transcript is spliced from 2 exons. Gene Ontology annotation, biological process: release of cytochrome c from mitochondria; intrinsic apoptotic signaling pathway in response to DNA damage; mitochondrial fusion. The record is from RefSeq and is a predicted model, not a curated record. Gene Ontology annotation, cellular component: mitochondrial outer membrane. NCBI's taxonomy places the organism in Eukaryota, Metazoa, Chordata, Chondrichthyes, Rajiformes, Rajidae. The coding region runs from base 101 to 685 and encodes 194 amino acids. Gene Ontology annotation, molecular function: BH domain binding; channel activity.